Messenger RNA from Grosmannia clavigera kw1407, 2592 nucleotides. Its product is annotated as phospholipase. Bases 1 to 2592 code for a protein of 863 amino acids. Gene Ontology annotation, molecular function: D-type glycerophospholipase activity. The record is from RefSeq and is a predicted model, not a curated record. The transcript has 4 exons. Lineage: Eukaryota; Fungi; Ascomycota; Sordariomycetes; Ophiostomatales; Ophiostomataceae. Gene Ontology annotation, biological process: phosphatidic acid biosynthetic process; cell motility; intracellular signal transduction.
AUGUCCGACGAGAAAGACGAAGGCAGCUCUGGCUUUAUGGACAAGCUCAAGGAAAAGCUGGACAAAACCCACAUCCAUCUAACCCACAAGAAACAUCAGAUCGGCAAACUUGCGAACUUGGUCAACAUCAAUCACCGACACGACGAGGAACAUGAGAAGCAAUGUGAUGCCAAGCGCACCGAGAUCUGCGAGUCUCAUCGCUUCCAGUCCUACUUCCCGGAGCAGGAAGGCAACCUCAUCAAGUGGUACGUCGACGGGCGGGACUACUUUUGGGCGGUGUCGGCCGCGCUUGACAAGGCACGUGAAACCAUAUACAUUGCCGAUUGGUGGCUGUCGCCCGAGUUGUUUCUGCGACGGCCGCCGUACUUUAACCAGGAGUGGCGCCUGGACCAAGUGCUCAAGCGUCGCGCCGAGGCCGGUGUUAAGAUUUUUGUCAUCGUCUACCGUGAAGUGGAGGCGGCCUUGACGUGCAAUUCGGAGCACACCAAGCAUGCAUUGCAGGCUCUGUGCCCAGAGGGCAGCCCCGGUCAUGGCAACAUCCGGAUCAUGCGGCACCCGGACCACAAUGUGUUUGAAAACGCGGCGGACAUGACGUUCUACUGGGCGCACCACGAGAAGUUCAUCGUGAUCGACUACGAGACAGCCUUCAUCGGUGGGCUGGACAUGUGCUUUGGGCGAUGGGACAGUCACACGCACGCAUUGGCGGAUGUGCACCCGGAGAGCGUGGCCCAUGAGGUGUGGCCCGGGCAGGACUUCAACAACAACCGGGUCAAGGAUUUCCAGAACGUGAAGGACUGGAAGCAAAACGAACUGAGCAAGGCGGAGUUCGGCCGUAUGCCGUGGCACGAUGUGGCGAUGGGCGUCGUGGGGCCAUGUGUCUACGACAUUGCAGAGCACUUUGUGCUACGCUGGAACUUCAUCAAGCGUGACAAAUACAAGCGCGACAAGCGUUUCGACUGGAUCAUGCUGCGUGGCCGCGAGGGAGAGGACGAAGCCCUUGUCGGCGUGCAGCGGCCAGACCACCCGGUGGGCGACUACGUUCUGCACCCGCUGACGCCGCUGGAGAGCAAGCCGCAGCUGCGGCCGGACAACGGCACCAUGCGUGGCCAGCUGGUGCGGUCGGCCGACGACUGGUCCAACGGCACGCUGGUCGAGCACUCGAUCCAAAACGCCUACAGCGAGCUGAUCCGCAACGCCGAACACUAUGUGUACAUUGAAAACCAGUUCUUCAUCACCGCCACCGGUACCGAGCAGUCACCGGUCCACAACACCAUCGGCUCUGCUAUUGUCGAUGCCGUGGUGCGCAACUCGGAGCGCGGGAAGAAGAACUUCCGCGUCAUCAUCCUCAUCCCGGCCGUGCCCGGCUUUGCCGGCGACCUGCGCGAGGAUGCCGCCCUGGGUACGCGCGCCAUUAUGGACUACCAAUACAAGAGCAUCUGCCGCGGCCCCAACUCCAUUUUUGAGCAGAUCCGUGCCAAGGGCGUCGAUCCGACAAAGCACAUCUUCCUUUUCAACCUGCGGAGCUACGACCGUCUGGCGAACACGGCGGCCAUGAAGCAGACUGAAGAGGAAUCGGGCGUGUCGUACCAGGAGGUGCAGCGUGCGGAGGCAGAACAGAUCAUGGGCGAGGGCAUCCACGGGACCAUUGACAACGAUGGCGGACGCGACACGCACAUGGGCCGGGCAGGCAACCAACAAAGGACCAAGGACAAGGCACAGGAGAGAUCCGAUUUUGAGAACGACAGCCGAAAGCCAGACUACAUGGAGGAGGCCACAGAUAAGAAGCGCAAGUUCGAGGCAGCGCAGGAGGGAGGGGACGGGGAAGGCAAGUCAUCGGCAGCAUCGGCCAGCUUGGCGAAACACAUGAUGGCCGGCGAGGGUCCGUUGUCGGAGGAGCCCUGGGACGGCGAGGCGACGGAUGAGGUGCAGAACUGGAUCCAAGAGGAGCUGUACAUCCACGCGAAACUGCUGAUCGUCGACGACCGAUUUGUCGUGUGUGGCAGCAGCAAUCUCAACGACCGAAGCCAGCUAGGCAGCCAUGACAGCGAGCUCAGCAUCGUGAUGGAGGACACGCGCAUGCUAUCGUCACGCAUGGACGGUGAGCCCUACGAGGCCGGCUACCACGCCGCCACGCUGCGCCGCUUCCUCUGGCGUGAACAUCUGGGUCUGCUGCCUGCACAGGGCCUCGACGGCUCGGACGAUCCCAACGCCCAGCCGCCGUCGACUGAUUCGCCCAACGACGUGCACGACCAGGACGACAGCUGGGCCUUUGUCGAGGACCCGCUGAGCGACGAGCUGUGGAACAUGUGGACAUCGCAGGCCUCCACAAACACGGAAAUCUACCGACACCUGUUCCACGCCGAUCCAGACGAUAACGUCAAGACAUUCGACGACUACGACCGCUUCCUGCCGCCAAAGGGCGUCCGCGCCGGCCACAUAUUCGACCAGUUCAUCCCGCCGGAGGAUAUCCGAUCCAAGCUGGACCAGAUCAAAGGCCACCUGGUUUGGAUGCCGCUGGAGUUCCUAACCGACGCAGCCAUGGCCGAAUCGGGACUGCAGGUAAACCAGUGGACCGAGAGCGUCUACGCGUAG